AUGUAUAAGCAAUUGAGUGAGCAACAGGCUAAGACCAAUUGGUCUCAUUUUGUAUGGAAUAGAUUCACCAUUCCAAAACAUAGGGUCAUUCUUUGGUUGGCUCUGCAGGACAGGUUAAAAACUAAGGCCAAGUUGUUCCCUUAUGGGGUUACUGAUGAUGAUCUGUGUGCUCUCUGUGGCUUACAUACAGAGAAUAGCUCUCAUCUGUUUUUCUCCUGUCACUACAGCACUGAAUGUUGUAGGAAAGUUCUUCACUGGUUGGGGUUCAACACUCACAGAACAAGCUUGUUCAUGAUCCUCAAAUGGGCUCAUAGGCAUUGUGUGGGUGGUUUUAGAAGGAGAGUUUGUUAUGCUGCUGUUGCAGGGGUGGUUUAUCAGAUUUGGAAGGCAAGAAAUUCAGCAAUUUGGGAUGCUAAGGUUCCAUCUUUGGAUAGCAGUGUUAACUGUAUUCAGUCUGAUGUUAGACACAGAAUUAAGAGUAUCCUAGGUAGGAAAGUGAGUACUAGAGAUAAGGAUUGGUUAUAUUCCUUGUAA
Messenger RNA from Spinacia oleracea (spinach), 534 nucleotides. RefSeq lists its product as uncharacterized. NCBI's taxonomy places the organism in Eukaryota, Viridiplantae, Streptophyta, Magnoliopsida, Caryophyllales, Amaranthaceae. The coding region runs from base 1 to 534 and encodes 177 amino acids. The transcript has a single exon. The record is from RefSeq and is a predicted model, not a curated record.